This is a messenger RNA of Cricetulus griseus (Chinese hamster), 1603 nucleotides long. The record is from RefSeq and is a predicted model, not a curated record. NCBI's taxonomy places the organism in Eukaryota, Metazoa, Chordata, Mammalia, Rodentia, Cricetidae.
UUUUCCCCGGGCCGGGCGAUGCCUUACUGCGCAGGCGCCAGACCCAGACAAUGAAAGGGGGCUUUGAGGAGGGUCUCAGCCACACGCUCGCCCGGCCGCCCACUGCGCAGGCGUGCCCUCCAGACCCGCUGCUGGAACAAUGAAGAGCUGCCUGGCUGGAGUAGGACCGCAACCAACCCGGACUACGAUUCCCAGCGGGCAGCGCGCCAACUCCACGCGGAGGGCGGGGCGCUGGGCAUUCUAGGAGUUGUAGUGUCCGCCGCCUUCACAAUCUGGCUGUUUGGAAGAUUUUCUGCUUCAUUUUCUAGAGAAAAACGAUUUUGACAGACAUCCUAACUUAUACAGAGUUUACAGUGAAUCCCUGAGCGGGCUUAGAGAUCAACUCCACAACGACCCAUUUUGGAGGGGCCUUCACCGGGCCCCUUCUGUCAGCGGGUCGAUCCAGGUGGCUGGAGGAUGGCAGGAGAGCAGAACUAAUCCAAGCUGGGCAGAGGGAAAGGGCGCGGCCUGCCAGUCCGUCUCUUGGCAACCGUCUCAGGCCGCUAAACUGCCUGAGUGGCGCCCUGAGCGCAUAGCCCUCUGGGAAUCGUAGUGUUGCUGGAAGGCUCAUAGGACUCUCGAAGUAGCAAGCUUUCAGCCUGCGAACUACAACUCCCGAAGAUCACCAUGAGGGCCAGGGAGUAGGAAGAGCCCCCAGGAGAUCGGUCCAGGGUUCCUGGCUCCCUAGUGACAGCCGCGACAGGAAGCAGGCAGGCAUCCCCCAACCCCCAGCGCUAGGCCUGUCCUCGGAGGGGUGCACUGGACACUUUCCCGCAUAACUCCCAUCUCUGACCCCAUGGCGAAAUCCCCAGGGAACUCUACCCUGGAGGACAGUCUGGGGCAAUACCAACGGAGUCUCCGGGAACGUGCCAAUAGAAGCAUUCACCAACUGAAAUGUGCCCUGAGAGAUGUUGAUGUCACUGUGGAAGAAGGUGCACUAGAUCCUUCCGCCAGCAUCAACGUCGAAAAUGAGGACACAGAAAUGGCCUGGCAUGAACUGCAGCACAGCCAUGCUGUCAGUCAACUCAAAGCUUUGUUGCGCCAACAAGCAAGUAAGGACAAUGAAAUAUCUCCACCACGAAGACGAAAGAUGUCCCCUUUGCGGCCAUCAGAAUGUGAGGACAAUAGCACGCCUACUGUCUACAACCUUGUUCCCAUCAUUAAUGACCAGUCUCAGUACAUUCAUCAUUUAGAAGCAGAAGUUAAGUUCUGCAAGGAUGAAUUAUCUGGAAUGAAAAAUAGGGUACAGGUAGUUGUACUUGAGAAUGAAAGGCUCCAGCAAGAACUGAAAUCUCAAAGACAGGAGGAGACACUGAGGGAGCAGACACUUCUGGAUGCAUCUGGAAACAUUCAGGAUUCUUGGAUUAAGACAGGAGAAGAUUCUAGGGUGGAUGAAGCUGCGAAGAGACCAUUUUCUCAUGGUGAUGCUGAAUCUGGCAAAACUACAUCCACUGGUGAUGCUGAAAAAUGGAAGCUAGAGCUGGUGAGUGUGGGGUGCAGUUUGUGGUUUGUUUGUUUGUUUUUUUUGCAUCUCUUUUUAGUAUCUUGAGUUAUAUCUAGAAGU